AUGCCAAUUAUCAAGCAUAUAGAAAAGAAGAGAAAGACAUACGAAGAAGCUAAAGAACUUGUGAAAAUAACAUGUGAUCAUAUCUAUAAGUUAGGCUCUUUUGAUUAUGAUCAUCCGUGUUAUAGUAAACCUUUUCUGGAGGCAGUACGUCAAGGUGCUCUCGAGGUUGUUGAUGAGAUUCUAUAUAGGUCACCAAAAUUGAUAAUGUUGAAAGAUUCGGUGGAAACGAAUUAUUGGUUUUUGCAAUUAGCAAUAAUAAAUCGUUCAGAAAAAAUCUACAACCUUAUCUAUCACUUGAGUUUAAGAUUGGAUAUUUACAGACAGCUUGAAGAUUUCAAUGGAAACAACCUCUUACACCUGGCAGGAAGGUUGGCACCUGAACGUAUACUUAGUCGUACUACAGGUGCAGCAUUGCAACUACAGCGAGAGCUUCAAUGGUUCAUGGAAGUGGAGAAGCUCAUGAAACCGGGAGAUCUUGUGAAUAAGAACGACGAUAUGGAGACGCCACAUAUGGUGUUUACGAGGGAGCACGCGGGUUUGGUGAAGGAAGGGGAACAAUGGAUGAAAACAACUGCAGAAGCAUCUAGCAUAACUGCUGCAUUAAUUGUAACAAUCGUAUUUGCAGCAGCUAUUACUGUACCUGGUGGGAACGAUCAAGAAAAGGGAAUCCCUUUAUUUAGAAAAGAAAUUGCCUUCAUUAUCUUUGCAAUAUGUGAUGCAAUCUCGUUAUUUUCAGCUGCUAGUGCACUCUUAGUGUUCUUAUCAAUCCUCACUACACGUUUUGCUGAAAUGGAUUUCCUGGUCAGUUUACCAAGGCGAUUGAUUAUUGGUCUUUGUGCAUUAUUCCUCUCUACAGUUUCCAUGAUGGUAGCGUUUAGCGCAAUCUUGUUUCUAGUCUUUUGUGAUCAAAGACCAUGGAUGCUGGCACCAAUAGGUGGGUUAACUUGUAUGCCAAUUGCAGUUAUUGUUACCAUGCAAUUGCCCCUUCUGGUUGACUUGUUGAGCUCAACAUACAUCCCCGUCUUUGGUAAGCAAAAAUACAUAGCCAACGGUAAAUUUAUUACAAACCACCCUAUGUUGAGAUAUGAAUUAUAG
Messenger RNA from Erigeron canadensis, 1095 nucleotides. RefSeq names its product ankyrin repeat-containing protein NPR4-like. The transcript has 2 exons. The coding region runs from base 1 to 1095 and encodes 364 amino acids. The record is from RefSeq and is a predicted model, not a curated record. Lineage: Eukaryota; Viridiplantae; Streptophyta; Magnoliopsida; Asterales; Asteraceae.